AUGGGGUGGCUGCAUUGCUUCUGUGUUCCCAUAGCAGUCGCGUUGGUUAAUGGACAACAUAUAGUUUUGAUGGAAGGAAUUAACCAUCCUGCAGCAGCACCUCAUUUUGACCAACAAGAUAUAGUACCAGAAAUUCUAUUGGCUGAUUCUGAUAGCAUCCAUAAAAAAUUGGUUGUUGAGCAGCCUAUUCCAGCCGACACUCUCAUUGACCCAGAUGGAAGAUUCGUAAUUGAUCAAAGACAUCGGAGACGCAGAAAUGAUGCACGAAGGCUCGAAGAAGAACAGUUUAUUGAAGAUGUCAACAAGUUUCAAAAAUGUAUAAAGGUGGAGUGGCAAACAUGGUUAUUAACAAUGUGUGGUUGUUUUUGUAUUGUUGCUUGCGGUGUCGCACCUGCCUUUAUUCUGCCAGUUAACAGUGCUUUCUUCUUGCAAACAUCACAAGGACGUUCCCAUCUCAAUUUAUUGUUGAGUUUUGCCGUUGGAAGUUUACUUGGCGAUGUAUUUCUUCACCUUCUGCCUGAAGUAUGGGUUGGGUAUGAAGGGAGCAUUUUAACGGCCGGAUUAUGGAGUACAGCUGGUCUGUUGUUAUGCUUUAUCAUUGAAAAGUGUUGCGCAACCACAGAAGAUAGUCAACGAACGGUUUGUGCAAUUAUGAAUUUAAUCGCCAAUAUAACUGACAAUUUCACGCAUGGACUUGCUGUUGGAGGAUCAUUCCUCGUUGGACCAAAGUUCGGUAUGCUAACCACAUUUGCUAUUGUUAUUCAUGAACUCCCACAUGAAAUCAGUGAUUUUGCUAUUCUUCUUCGCGCUGAUUUCGAUAAGUGGUCCGCUGUUAGGGCACAGUUAUUAACGGCAGUUGGAGGAAUAGCUGGUGCUUGUGUAGCGUUAUUCAUUAAUACGGACACUGUGUUGGGUGGUGCAGCGCAGUGGAUUUUACCAUUCACUGCGGGUAGUUUUCUGAACAUCGCUCUUGCACAUAUUCUACCUGAGUUGAUGCGCGAAGUGAAUCCAAGGCAGAGUCUGCUCCAAUUGGCUCUACUGUUUGGUGGUAUUGGCAUAAUGGGUGCUCUCAACCAGUUUCAUUAG
Molecule: messenger RNA, 1086 nt
Organism: Anisakis simplex (herring worm)
Lineage: Eukaryota; Metazoa; Nematoda; Chromadorea; Rhabditida; Anisakidae
Source: the annotation of a GenBank genome assembly